GAGCUUUCAAUUAUUUUGUUCUCUUGCAUCUUCAUACUUCUCAAAUACUGUGCGAUCCUCCACCUCCUUUUAACUUUUAGCAGGUUGGAUGGGGAAAGGGUUUGCGUGGUAUAGUCUCCAACAUAUUUGCUUAUGGGAGUGCUAGGUCUUGUCCCAUUUCUUCACAAGACAUGUUCAAGCGUACUGCACGUUAUUCCGAAUCGUUUUCAAAGCUUGAGAGGAAAGCGCGUGGUGCUGUUAGUUGUUCUGAAGUACAUGUGGCGUUGCGCUUAUUUAACAACCUUGUCAGCGAUGGGACACUCUUAACGCAGCGCUUGCACUUUGCCCCGAUGCCUAAUCCUCAUAGGCAUGUCAUAGGCUGGUAUCGUAUAAUUAAGGAGUUGCAGGACUCUGAUGUAACGGCUGUAUGUAUUUUCGACGGCACCCAGCGAAGUUUGGCAAAACAACUAGAGGUAGAAAGAAGACGUCGUAUUCGCCGAUUGACACAAUCCCGAGGAUCCUUUGAGAAUGAUCGACUGCAACGAUUGCGAAAGCUCAAUGUCCUAUUGAGCUCAUGGCAUUCCCUCGACGACAUUACUCGCAAACGUACAAGCAACGUCCUACACAGUAUCAUCUCGCGGACGGCUCCCCCCAUGGCUUUGCCAACGUAUAUGGCAGGUAAUUUGGAAUAUUCCGAGGACCUUGAUGCUCUACUGGAGAGAUAUCAAACCCCCCAACGCCCAGUACCUUCGGCUCCUAAAGACGUGUAUGGCGCUUUUGACGAGGCAGACCUGUCAGAGGUUUUGCUGAAACAAGCGGGUGUCCCAAUAAGCGCUUCACAGGAUUUCUAUGCGGAGCCAUUUCCCCAUAUAUCCGAAGUUGCUACCAACAUACAAAGGCCAACUGCACCGGAAGGUCGUUCGACAGCCAAAGAGCCCCACCCUCAUGACGAUUGGGCGCGUGAAAUAGAACCUGACUUGCUUGCAGAAGUAUAUCGGGAUGAUCUAACAUCAAGGCUAACGUCGCUCUACAUGGAUUAUCGUCAAAGUAUACCUCAACUCGCAUCGUUAGCGAAUGCUACGCCCCCUCCUACUGCUGUAUCUCUUGUGUCAUCUGAAGAGGAUUCGAGGGAAAUCAAGGAAGAAUACGCCAUGUCGAAGACCCAGAACCAACUGACAGCUGAAGAGGGCUAUUUCUGGGAACAGUUCACCAAGCCUACCGCGGCCAUUUCUGACCCAGAGGCUUUGCUCAGCUCUAUCGUUUCACUCACGGAAAAGAGUUCGGUCAUUUCAGACAGUUACGAGCGUAGGACACAUCCUCCUACCGCCGAAACUUAUGAGGAAAGUAAAGCCAUCUUGAAGGCAAUGGGAGUUCCAUGUGUCGAGACCAAUGGACCUUACGAAGCCGAGGCGUUGGCAUCUUCAAUAGUCCUGAAGGGUCUUGCAGAUUUCGUUGGUAGUGAAGAUACGGUAUGCAGCGUAGUCUGCUCUAUUUCUGUUAUCACUCAUAUGUACCCUCAGGACGUCCUAGUCUAUGAGGCACCUCUACUGCGUAACGUAGCUAAUCGGAACGGUCCUUUGGUCAUCAUCCCUGGUGCCGAAGUGCGCCGUGAACUGCACCUCGAUCGCCUCGCAUUCGUCGAUUUCAUGCUAUUGCUCGGAACGGAUUUUUCUCGACGAAUCAAAAACGUGGGACCACACCGUGCUUUGAAAUUCAUUCGAGACCACGGGUCGAUAGAACGUAUCCUGGAGCGCGAAACCCAAUAUCCCCCGCGAAUUCCUGUUCCUACGUACCUGGAACAAAUUUCGCUCGCGCGUUCGGUCUUCCAAACGCUACCCCCGGUGCCAGACCCUUCAUUACUAGUUCCAGGUGAAGAGGAUGAAGACAAAGUGAUGGAAAUUCUUCGACAAUAUGGUUCGCACUGGGCAGCAGUCGACGGCUGGAACUACCGCGAUGCACUCGCCGGUAACUACUUUGCGGAUGAUCCGACUAUGUCCUGACAUGUGUCACCUUGUCCACGCACACACUGGCCUUCCAGAGCACGUGCCUCUUUGAAGGCACUCCAUCGUAACUUUUACAAUUUGUCGAAUGCUGCUGAACUUUGUAACGGCUCGAAUACACUUGUAUACGCUGCAGGAUUCUACAUUCACACGCGGCAGUCUCUUGUAUGCGCAUGGCGCGCCUCAGAUAUUCCCAGGGCAUCUAUACGAGCAAAUGUGGACUCCAUUAUCACCAAAAAGCUGGAUAUAUGCGUGCAAUUGUAGGAGAGGACAACGUGAGAACACAGUUAGGAGACCUUGGAACCAGAAUCCAGGACAACAAGAAGAGCAGAGCCAGACAAGUUCGUGAAACGGUUCCGCGUUCUUUCAUCCUGGUACAAGUGCAGUCAGGGCAGCAAGAGCCAUCUUGAUGCGUUCGACGAAGUCCUUUAGCCUUUGACGCGUCUUCUCUGGAAUUUCGUCAUAAUAAUGUCAGUGUGUGUUUUCCAUGGUGAGGGCCAAUAAUGAAUGGAGAACAUCGGCCUACCAACGAGGUUGAGAGGUAACGAUGGAGCUAAAGACAUGCCUUGUUCUUUCUCCGUUCCCAUUAGCUCGUUAAUUUCUUUCUCGAGGGCAUCAGCAGUCCGGUCGCUUUCUUGCAUAGGCCGCGCAGACGACCAAGCAUGAAACUCGAGCAUUAAGGCGAGCAACAUGAUGCUUAGACCUGCAUGUUAAAUGUUAAACGGUCAUCGCCUAUAUCAUACUAAGCUCUUAGCUCACUUUCUUGGAAUUCAGCAUCCCUUUUGGUCUCGUUGUCGAAAGGUGCGACUAUCUUGCCCCGGUGGUCGAAGGGCGGAAAUGUUUCUGAGAUUAUAUCUAAGGCGGUUUGUUUGUCAUUUGUACUUUGAUUAUUGUUCGAAGCAACUUGUACGUUCGUAGAAGGUGCUUCCAUGUUGAACGUUGAACGUUGAAGGUGAAUGUUUAGGUUAAGUACAGUAUGCUGAGCAACCAGGUGGAGUAGCCGGAGUUC
Messenger RNA from Somion occarium, 2988 nucleotides. The record is from the annotation of a GenBank genome assembly. Lineage: Eukaryota; Fungi; Basidiomycota; Agaricomycetes; Polyporales; Cerrenaceae.